This is a messenger RNA of Neofelis nebulosa (Clouded leopard), 2292 nucleotides long. RefSeq names its product adrenoceptor alpha 1D (gene ADRA1D). The transcript has 2 exons. The coding region runs from base 501 to 2237 and encodes 578 amino acids. Gene Ontology annotation, biological process: adenylate cyclase-activating adrenergic receptor signaling pathway; positive regulation of cytosolic calcium ion concentration; phospholipase C-activating G protein-coupled receptor signaling pathway. Gene Ontology annotation, molecular function: alpha1-adrenergic receptor activity. Lineage: Eukaryota; Metazoa; Chordata; Mammalia; Carnivora; Felidae. The record is from RefSeq and is a predicted model, not a curated record. Gene Ontology annotation, cellular component: membrane.
AGCGGGCGUCAGCGCCGCGGCCCCUCCGGACCCCAGAACUGCCGCUCGCCCGGCGCGCACUGCCCCUUCUCCCGGCGAGUGGGGCGCCCCCUCCCUCGGCGCCGACCGCCCCCUCCUCCUUCCCGGCGCUGCCCCUCCUCCGUCCCGCCCCCCGCGCCCGGUGGAAAGCGAGCGCCGCAGUGGCUUUGCCUGCACUGCCCGGCCCCUGAGCCGCCGAUCUGCCCGCUCGCCUGGGCACGCUCAGAGAGCGGCGCGCAUCCCCGGCCCCCGGCUCUUCGCUCCGACUCCGCGACACCAGCCUCGGGAGCCCCGGCCGCCGCGCCGCCGGCCCCGAUCCGCUGGCGGACAGCCGCGCUCCGCGUUACAGCAACUCGGGCAGGACCCCGACGGGACCCGCGCGCCAGGCUGCCGCCCGAGCCCCGCGGCUAUGCCCGGGGCCCCUCGCCUGUCCGGCCGCUCGUCCUGCGCCCGGGCCCGGCCCCCGACGGCCGCGCGUUGAGAUGACUUUCCGCGACCUCCUGAGCGUCAGUUUCGAGGGACCCCGCCCUGACAGCAGCGCCGGGGGCUCCGGCGCGGGCGGCGGCGGGGGCGGCGCGGGCGGCGCGGCCGCCUCGGAGGGCCCGGCAGUGGGCGGCGUGCCGGGAGCCGCCGGCGGCGGCGGCGGCGGCGGCGGCGUGGUGGGCGCGGGCAGCGGCGAGGACAACCGGAGCUCCGCUGGGGAGCCAGGGGGCGCGGGCGCGGGCGGCGAGGUGAACGGCACCGCGGCCGUCGGGGGGCUGGUGGUGAGCGCGCAGGGCGUGGGCGUGGGCGUCUUCCUGGCCGCCUUCAUCCUCACGGCCGUGGCGGGCAACCUGCUGGUCAUCCUCUCCGUGGCCUGCAACCGCCACCUGCAGACGGUCACCAACUAUUUUAUUGUGAACCUGGCCGUGGCCGACCUGCUGCUGAGCGCCACGGUCCUGCCCUUUUCGGCCACCAUGGAGGUUCUGGGCUUCUGGGCCUUCGGCCGGGCCUUCUGCGACGUGUGGGCCGCUGUGGACGUGCUGUGCUGCACGGCCUCUAUCCUCAGCCUCUGCACCAUCUCGGUGGACCGGUACGUGGGCGUGCGCCACUCGCUCAAGUACCCCGCGAUCAUGACCGAGCGCAAGGCGGCCGCCAUCCUGGCACUGCUCUGGGCCGUGGCCCUCGUGGUGUCCGUGGGGCCGCUGCUGGGCUGGAAGGAGCCGGUACCCCCUGACGAGCGCUUCUGCGGCAUCACCGAGGAGGCAGGCUACGCCGUCUUCUCCUCGGUGUGCUCCUUCUACCUGCCCAUGGCCGUCAUCGUGGUCAUGUACUGCCGCGUGUAUGUGGUAGCUCGAAGCACCACGCGGAGCCUCGAGGCGGGCGUCAAACGAGAGCGUGGCAAGGCCUCCGAGGUGGUGCUGCGCAUCCACUGUCGCGGCGCCAGCACCGGCGCGGGCGCCGGCGCCGACGGGGCCCACGGGACGCGCAGCGCCAAGGGCCACACCUUCCGCAGCUCUCUGUCCGUGCGCCUGCUCAAGUUCUCCCGCGAGAAGAAGGCGGCCAAGACGCUGGCCAUCGUCGUGGGAGUCUUCGUGCUCUGCUGGUUCCCCUUCUUCUUCGUCCUGCCGCUUGGCUCCCUGUUCCCGCAGCUGAAGCCCUCGGAGGGCGUCUUCAAGGUGAUCUUCUGGCUCGGCUACUUCAACAGCUGCGUGAACCCGCUUAUCUACCCCUGCUCCAGCCGCGAGUUCAAGCGCGCCUUCCUCCGCCUGCUGCGCUGCCAGUGCCGGCGUCGCCGGCGCCGCCGUCCCCUCUGGCGCGUCUACGGCCACCACUGGCGGGCCUCGACCGGCGGCCCGCACCCCGACUGCGCUCCCGGCCCGGGCGCCGCGCCUCCUGGAGCCCCGCUGGCCCUCACCGCACCCUCCGCCCCCGGCUCCCCGGGCACGCCCGAGAUGCAGGCUCCUCCUGUCGCCGGUCGUCGCAAGUCGCCCUGCGCCUUCCGCGAGUGGAGGCUGCUCGGGCCGUUCCGGAGACCCACCACCCAGCUGCGCGCCAAGGUCUCCAGCCUGUCGCACAAGAUCCGCGCCGGGAGUGCGCAGCGCGCAGAGGCCGCCAGCACCCUGCGCGCGGAGGUGGAGGCGGUGUCCCUAGGAGUCCCCCACGAAGUGGCCGAAGGCGCCACCUGCCAGGCCUACGAAUUGGCCGAUUACAGCAACCUCCGGGAGACUGAUAUUUAAGCACCCCGAGCUAGGCCCUGAGCUAGGCCGGGGAGCGUAGUGGGGGAGGAGGAAA